Molecule: messenger RNA, 840 nt
Organism: Caenorhabditis sp. 36 PRJEB53466
Lineage: Eukaryota; Metazoa; Nematoda; Chromadorea; Rhabditida; Rhabditidae
Source: the annotation of a GenBank genome assembly
AUGCUGAAUCCGAUUUUCAAGGUGCGGAGGCAUGAUACUACCUGGGGAAGACGGUGAUUUUGCGGUGGCCCUAUACUUUUGAAACGGACUGUACUUUCGGCAACUUCCGAAACGAAUUUGCCUGCGUUGGCUCGGAUUUCAUGGCGUGCUCGAAAAAGUCGAUUUUUUCUGUUUGACAGAGAAAACAACAAACGUGGCCUCGAAUCGGAUGCAUUUUUCUAGUAAUAAAUAGAAACAUUGACAUUUUUUGCAGUGCGGUCGACUCGGAAUGGACGCAAAAGUUGACGGCGGACGACUGGUUCGGGGAGGAGGAAACGGAAAGUUCGGCGCGGAAGAUCACGUACUUGCUGGUGCGGACCGCCGACGAAACGAGGCUCCGGAUGGUCCGUCUGCGGAUCGCCGAGAUUAUCGAAGUGGUCAAGAAGCCGUGGAAGUCCGCCGAGUUUCUCGUCGAUUCCCACAUGGUCGGCUAUCUUGUCGGUACGCCUUUUCGAAUGCAUUCAAGAAAAGAAAAAAAUAUUUUGAUUUCAACCAUUUUCUGCAGGACGCAACGGCCGUAACAUCCGAAGUCUGCGUGACAAAUUCAACGUGCAAAUCCAGAUUUCGGAUCCGAACCCCGAGAAUCCGGAAAAGUCGACGGUGACGGUGCGUGGGCGGGACUCGCAAGCGAUGAAAGAGCUGGAGAUUGUGAUGAAGGAGACGGUCCUGCCGCGCAAUUACAAUCGGGUCCCGCGGUUCGACGAGGACACGCUCAUCCAGAACGGCAUCUACGAGGACGUCGACCGGGAACUCGAGGACUUGCGCCGGGCCGCCGAGCUGCUCGCCCAGGACUUCACUUAA